AGAGCAGCAGGGGUUGAGUCCGUACAUGUCUGAAGUGAAACAAGUUUUCUGUAUAUCAAUCCUGUGUCUUCAAACAUGUCAGACAUUCUCACAAAAAUAAAGAACAGUGUUGCCGCGAAAAAGAAGUCGACCCUGGCCCAGACCGACCUUCAGAAGUGGGGUUUGAGAGGGAUCCAGCUGAGACCCUACCAGCUGGAUGGGGUGCAGUGGCUCAUUCAGUGUCUGGAAAACCAACAAGGAUGCAUCUUAGGAGAUGAAAUGGGGCUGGGAAAAACCUGCCAGACGAUCUCUUUGUUGGUGUACAUGUCUGGAGCUCUGGGAAAGAAGGGCCCGUAUCUAGUCCUGAGUCCACUUUCUGUCAUGGAGAACUGGAGAAAUGAGUUAGAACGAUUUGCCCCCUCCCUGACGGUUCUGUGCUAUAAAGGAGACAAAGAAAGACGUGCAGAGAUUCAGAGGGAAACAGACACACAGGACUUUAGUGUUUUGCUCACUACAUAUGAGCUUUGUCUCAAAGAUGCAUCGUUCUUGAAACGGUGGAAGUGGAAGGUGCUGGUAGUAGACGAAGCUCACAGACUGAAGAAUCAGAACUCACUACUUCACCAAACUCUGACACAGUUUUCAGUGGAGUUCAGAGUCCUGCUGACAGGGACGCCCAUCCAGAACAACCUACAGGAACUCUACUCCCUGCUGAACUUUAUUCAGCCCAGCAUCUUCUCAGCAGAUGAUGUUGACAGCUUUAUCAACUCUUACUCCAAAGUGCAGAAGCAACCUGCACUUGCUGCUGAACUGCAAAGCAUCCUGGAGCCUUUUCUGCUUCGUAGAGUCAAGUCAGAAGUGGCUGUUGAUUUGCCCAAGAAGACGGAGCUGGUGGUUUAUCAUGGAAUGUCAGCUCUGCAGAAGAAAUACUACAAAGCCAUUCUGAUGAAGGACCUGGAUGCUUUUGGAAAUGAACAGGGCAGUAAGACGCGGCUGCUAAACAUCUUGAUCCAGCUGCGAAAGUGUGUUAACCACCCAUACCUGUUUGACGGAGUGGAACCAGAGCCCUUUGAGAUGGGUGAGCAUCUUGUUGAAGCCAGCGGGAAGCUGAGCCUUUUGGACAACAUGUUGACAUACCUGCACAAAGGGGGCCAUCGAGUCCUACUGUUCUCACAGAUGACCAGGGUGCUGGACAUUCUUCAGGAUUACAUGGAAUACAGAGGUUAUAGCUAUGAACGACUGGAUGGAUCUGUCCGAGGCGAAGAAAGAAAUUUAGCAGUGAAGAACUUCAGCACCCAAGAUAUCUUUGUCUUUCUGCUCAGCACCAAAGCAGGUGGCGUGGGUAUGAACCUCACAGCUGCUGACACUGUCAUUUUUAUGGAUAGUGACUUCAACCCUCAAAAUGACUUGCAGGCUGCUGCACGUAGCCAUCGCAUUGGUCAGAACAGGCCUGUGAAAGUGAUCCGCCUUCUGGCAAGAGACACAGUGGAGGAGAUCAUGUACUCUCGAGCUUUGUCCAAGCUGGAUCUCACUAAUACAGUUAUUGAAGAAGGACGCUUCUCUUUGCUGGAUCAAGUUCAGUCUGCUGCUGCAGGACUGCAGCUAAGUGAGAUCUUGAAGUUUGGAGUAGAUAAGCUUUUGUCAUCAGAUGAAAGCUCUGUACAAGAUGUGAAACUGGAGAAUAUUCUCGGUCCAUCACGAGAUGGUCUAUGGGUGGAUGAUGAACACAACACCAUUGCUGAAGGCAAUGAAGAAGAUGAAGAGGCAAGCUCUGAAUCGGACGGCCAGAACCAUAUAUACUUCUUUGAGGGGAAAGACUACAGUAAGGACCCGAGCUCUGCAGACCAGAAGAGCUUUGAGCUUCUGCUGGAGGAGCAGCUGGAGGAGUUGCAGAAAGCUAAAGGAGAGGGACGAGCUCUGAGGCACAAAGCCGCCGUUUCGUUGUCGAUGUCACUUGGGAUUCCCACCCGGAAGAGGAAACCUCUUACUGAGGCUGAGCUGGAGCUCAGACGCCAGCGGAGGGAGCAGGCUGCAGCGAAGAGAGCCAAACUUCAAGAGGACAUGAAGAAGAAACAGCAGGAGCAGAAAUAUAAGAAAAAAAUGGCAUGGUGGGAAUCAUGUGGGUACAGAUCACUGUGCUUACAGUCUGUAGACAGUGAGGAAGAGGAGGAAGAGGAGGAUGAGAGCAGCGUAUGCUCCACAGACUCUGACAGCACAGAUAUCCACUACGUUCUGGGGGAUGUGACUCAUCCUCAUGCUGCUCAGGGAAAUGCUAUCAUUGUCCACUGUGUUGAUGACUCAGGCCGGUGGGGCAGAGGAGGGCUGUUUACUGCUCUGGAGGUGAGAUCAGAUGAACCCAGGAAGAAGUAUGAGUUGGCUGGUAAAAUGAAAGACUUGGACCUUGGAAACGUGCUGCUUUUCCCCAUCGAUGACAAACAGUCCAGACUGGACGGCCAGGAUCAGUUGGCCCUCAUAGUGGCACAACAAAGAGAUAAAGCAAACAACUUAUCUGGGAUCUUUCUGACUGCGUUGGAUGAAGGGCUAAAGAAGAUUUAUGCUGCAGCCAGAAGAAAUAAGGCAAGUGUUCAUCUCCCACGCAUCGGCCACUCCACCAAAGGUUUCAACUGGUACGGCACAGAGAGACUCAUCAGGAAACAUCUGGCUUCCAGAGGUGUCCCCACCUUCAUAUACUAUCACAGCAGGACUACCAGGAAGGCAGCUGUGCCUCAGACGUCUCCUCCUGCCGCCUCAGUGUCAACAUCCCCCCCUGAACCGCAGAACAGAGACGAGCUGAGUGAUGCAGAAGAAGCAGAAACCCCCGGACCCUCUGCACUUCCCCAGAGCCACAAAGCUCCCCCAGAGCUGCCCAGCUUCAUGAAGGGAGUCCACGUGUUCUUCUACAACCUGCCUGCAUCAGACAGGAAGAAGCUGGCACGCUACCUCAUCACUUAUGAUGGAGAUGAGGAGGAGAUCAUGAGUUCAGAGGUCACCCACAUAGUUGCAGAGGUGGAGAACAGCGUUCACUCGCGGGAGCUGCAGGAUCUGGUGGACCAGUACCCUCAGGCUGUACCCGUCCACAAGGCCUGGAUGGAGUCCUGCUUCUCUAAACAAAGAAGAGUCGACACUGUGCAGUUCCUCCACCUGCUCAGACAACACUAAUUCAUUUUUACUGCAUUUUAUUUGUAAACUUUAUACUUUUAAGCUUGAAUGAAUCUGACUGAUUGUGGAAAAAUACCAAAAAAGGUAAUUUAUGGAAAUGUGUGUGCUGCUUUAUUGGGGUUUGUGUUGACGCAUUAUGAACUACACUUUCCUCAGUCAUGUAGUAACACAGUCAGGGUUUGUGUAAUAAAUUCAUCGUGUCAUAAAUCUGCAGUGUAUCGCGUGUCAGCCUCCUGUUACACACACACAGACACACGGUGGAUUAAAGGUGGAGCAUCAGCCGGGGCGGUGCUGAUCUGCGCCAAACUACAAGAACUAACUAACCUUCGUCGACUUUAUUUUUCCAUCUGUGCUGAAAAGACGACAAAAAGGACACUUCCACAAUUUUGCGAGACUAAAACCCGUUGUGUGUUGUAUUUUACAUUAAAGGCGCGGGGGCUUCACGGACCUGUAGGAGAUUUGACAACUUGACGCAGCGACGACUUUUAGAUGCAGCUGAAACCAGACACACAUGGAUGUCAGGAGGAAGAGGCCCAGUGAUGCUGCCCACUUCCAUCUGUCCCUCCUCUGCACUGUUUAGUCACACAAGUCAUUGGGGCGGGUAUCAAAACAACCAUCAUAACACCCCUGAGGAGGAUGAUGAAACCAUGAGCACACAGGAGCCACAUGCCAGUGUUGUCCACAAGCAGGACUUCAGCCCAAACCCUGGGGGGUAUGGGUC
This is a messenger RNA of Sphaeramia orbicularis (orbiculate cardinalfish), 3856 nucleotides long. RefSeq names its product chromodomain helicase DNA binding protein 1-like (gene chd1l). NCBI's taxonomy places the organism in Eukaryota, Metazoa, Chordata, Actinopteri, Kurtiformes, Apogonidae. Gene Ontology annotation, cellular component: nucleus. The transcript is spliced from 27 exons. Gene Ontology annotation, molecular function: ATP binding; DNA helicase activity. Gene Ontology annotation, biological process: DNA repair; chromatin remodeling. The coding region runs from base 76 to 3135 and encodes 1019 amino acids. The record is from RefSeq and is a predicted model, not a curated record.